Messenger RNA from Hypanus sabinus (Atlantic stingray), 5299 nucleotides. RefSeq lists its product as uncharacterized. Bases 1 to 2124 code for a protein of 707 amino acids. The transcript is spliced from 14 exons. The record is from RefSeq and is a predicted model, not a curated record. NCBI's taxonomy places the organism in Eukaryota, Metazoa, Chordata, Chondrichthyes, Myliobatiformes, Dasyatidae.
AUGGGGUUUCAUGUGUGGCUGUUGGCAAUAGGUGCUGUCCUUCAAGGCUGCAACUCCAUGCAGUUCUCCUAUUUUGGUGCUUCCUUUGGCUUGGAAACUUCCUUGGUUAAUGCCACCUUGCAGGUGCGUGUGAAUUACAGAGGAGUCAAUCUACCAUGUUCCCAAAUCCCAGAUGAAAUUUGCGCUGCUUUAAACUGCUCUUACUGCAGAACUCGAGCAGUGGAAGAAAGCAACUACACGACAAAUUGGUGCCUAGUAGAUGGAGAGACAGUAAUUAAUCACAGCACUAAUGCUCUGCAUAUAAGGUCAUAUGGUUGUUGUUGGCCACCAUUUAUGAAGUCUCCAAGGGAAACUGAGAAUUUGAAAUUUACAUUUUCUCUAUUUGUGGAUUUGGGAACACGCUCGGAUGAUGGAGCUGUCAAUAUACCUUCACAGCUGCCCCUGUUACCUGUCUUAAGGGUGCCUCAGAAUUGCAAUUCUACCUAUAAUCUUACUAUAUAUGAGGGGAAUGGAGAUGUUCUAAAUUGCCGUUAUGGACUACGGGCAAAACAUGAAUGUAUCCACUGUAACCAACAUCACUUUCUCACUUUGGAUCAGGAACAUUGUGUCCUUCAAUACAAUGGCCUUGGGACUAGUGGUGUGUACCCUGUGGAACUAAUGGUUGAAGAAUAUCCAAGAGAAACCAUUCUUCUGGCCCACAGUGAUGGGACACAGACAAUUUAUUCUGCUUUUGGAGAUGUUUCUUCCACUUUAUUCAUUCAAAGCACAAAACCCUUAAGCUCUAUCCCCAUGCAAUUUGCGAUCAUUGUGCAGAAGGCUAUAUCAGAAUGUGCAUUUGGAAUAUUUCGUCCUGCAUUUAUACAUCCAACACCUCCCAAUGGAGCAAGAAUAUAUGCUUCAGAUUCUGACGAGAUUAACUUCACAAUAAAUGCCAUCAGCUUAAAUGAAAGGAUCACUGCCUUUACAGUGGUGGGUCCCCAUGGAUUGCACAAGUCAGAUACCUGGAGUAUGGAUGACAGAUCUGUGUCCGUGAACGUUUCGUGGUCAGUGGGUGUACGUGGUGUUCCAAAGCAUGUUCCAGUGUGCUUUCUCUCAACAACAUCUUCAGGAUUACAGUCAGAACCACGAUGCAUUUGGAUUGUGCUGAAUUUGCUUGAAGAACAGUCACUAGCCCCAGAUUUGCAGUGUUUGUCCGAUGCAAUGAUUCUGUCUGCCCCAAGGAAUUUGGCAGCAAAUCUCCCGGAUGACAGUUUGCAACUCAAUGAUGCUUCCUGUAACAUCACUGGGAAUAGCACUCAUCUGCUGCUGGCAGUUCCCCUCUCAGAGUGUGGCACUGAAUUACUGGAAGAUGAAACUCAUUAUAUCUUCACAAAUAAAAUUGUCAGUCGGAACAGAAACAAAACAUCAAAGCAGCUGGAGAGGGUGGCUAUCCCACUGAUGUGCAAAUUCCUUCGAUCCAGUAAAGGUAGUGAGCAAGCCAAUGUACUCAGUGAUGCUAUUGACAAGAUCUUUGAAGUCUACAGCUUUGAGAUCCAGUUCAGCAAAGAAUUCAACUCAAGCUGGAGCAUAGCUGGACCAGAUUCGCCAUUUAAUGCCACCAGUAAGGAUCACUUAUACAUGAGCAUCAUUGCCAAAAGCAACGAGACUGCCCUGUCGCUCCAUGUGGAGACUUGCCAGAUCCUUAAAGAGUAUAAUUCUUCAACAGGAGUUACACUUUUACGACAGGGCUGCUUAAAUAACAGCACAGCGAAGGAACAUCAAACCGAAAACCAAAAAGAGAAAGUGUACUCCAUCAAACUGUCCUCUUUACCGUGGCGCACUGGCCAGGUAUUUGUUACUUGCAGCGUCCAGUUAUGUGCCCGUACAUCCAGUUCCAGCUCAUGCACAGUGGGAUGUGGCUCUGGCAGUGGUUCACAAGCCCAUCAGUCAAACAUGCAACAAGUCAGCGCUGGACCAGUUCACAUCACAAAGGAGAGUGACUUUGGUGCUAACUACGCUGUCAUUACAGUUGGACUCGCAUUAGGAGGCACUGUGAUCUAUAUUGUUUUGAUCCUGUUGAAGAGAUCUUUUGUGGGACUAUACUACAAAGGCAAUACUAGAUCAACUCGAUCCAGACGAUUCUGAUAAGUCAAAGGGCCUAGCACUGUGCCUUUCUGGACAUCUAAUGUGGUUCUGCUCUUUGGAUUUUUCCUCUUACAGCUCCCUCUGCUGUUAAUUAGAUGCCUCACACCCUACACUUGCAGAUUUCAGAAUUGUGUGUGGCUCUCUAUGGGUCGGAAUAGAUCAAGUAAUUGUUUUCUGAAAAUUGAAUUCCAGUUCACUCACAGCCAUUUCAGCAAUAUUCAUGCUAUUUUAUUCACAUUGAUUAAAAUUAUUUUUAAAGUACCUGAAUUGAAUACUGGGUUGAGCCACUCCUCUUAAAUCCUGCCUCUAACUUUGUAAGAAUUAGAGUUAGUUCUUCUGCUUUUUGUUAUGAGUUCAUAUGGAAUGAGAAUUUCUAGCCUCUCCAUGCUUGCCUUCUUUUCAUUUCUCUCCCAUCUCUUGCUCUUUUACUCCCAUAAACACCAUACUGUCUUCCACACUGUUCAAGUACCAAGCCAAUCUCUAUAUUAAAGUUGCCAUCACUUCUUAAAACUACUGAUCCCAUCAGUCCUUGCAUUUCCAUCUCUAAUCUCUUUCCUUUCCAAAGUUCUUGAACAUAUUUCAGCCGCUCAAAUUCAUUUUCUUUGUCUAAAAUUUCUUCUUAACAUCCCCUCAAUCAGAUUUCCUCUCAUACUGCAGUAUGAAAAGGCUCUGAUCAAAGUUACAAAUGACAAUCUCUCAUCAAUGUUCUCUGCCAUGGUUGACCACACAACACUGCUCCUCUACUGUUGACUCAUCAGGUGGAACUUCAGUUGUUUGGUUCCUAUCAAUCCAAAGGUGGUCACAAAAUUCCCAGCUUUGGCACCGUGCUGUUACCUGUUAUAACCCCCUAUGAGUCUAUACUUGCUGCCAGGAAACAUUAUUUGAAAACAGCAGUAUUCAUACAUAGGUAACAUCCAGUUCUGCCUCUGUCUUGAUCUCUCUACCAACUCUAAAUUGUCAGAUACCUUGUCAAACUUCUAGUACUGGAUGGUCAAACAUCUUCUCUCCAUUUCUCCUCUUGGCAAAUGUCCAGAACUGAAUCAGGCAGCUUAAAGAUUACAGCCAUAAUAAAGCUUUGGACUACUAUUCCAUACUGGGACAAGACCUGCUUAUUUUCACUUCCCUAAUAUUGCCCAACUCAUCUGCUUCAGCUCCCCUGCAUACAAGCUUUUUUAUUUCCCACUCCUAAGCCUCCAAACCCAAGUUAUCUUUUUCUAGUGUUGAGAACCUGACAGCAGGUAAACUUCUCUAUCAUGUCCUAACAUGUAGAAAACAUACAUUCAUCAUCUUUGAGCUACACUGGCUCACACUUGGGUCUUAAAAUUCUUGUCUUUACUUUCAAUCCUUCCACAGAUUCCUCUCAACAUCUCUGUACAUGGUUAUACAAUCAGAAGAGGUGACAAAGGUUUUGAGAGGAAUUGUGGAAAAUGUGGUAGACAAAAUGGCCCAUUUCUGUUCUGUAUGACACUCCUGCAAGCAGUCUUGGGACAUUUUGCUAGGAGUUAUACAUGUGGAAGUGUUUUGUAUGGUUAAUUAGCUUGGACCCCCUAGUUGCUCAAAUGUCAAAUAUAACUACAACCAUAAUCAUAAACAUUUGUUGACAUAAAUUAUUGCAAAUCGGCAUCCAAUAUUCCACCAAUCAGGACUAUACCUCCAAAUCAUCAACUCCCCCAUAAUGUUAACUUUAAUAGAGUUCCACUUGGCACUGGGGAAAAGUCGAUUCAAUGGCCUGCACCCCAAUCUUCUGAGAGUGCCAACACCUGUAAGGAUCAGUUGCUUAUAAUUGCCAAAUAAAAAGCAAGUACACCCUCAUUUCCCCCAUCAUUUCAAAUUAAUUAAGCAUCAGCAAGAGUUUGCACCUAGGCAUGGAUGAUUUUUCCCAAUUUAAAUACUGACAUGCUUAUCUUGUGAGAGAAGUACUGUACAUCAACAGAAAGCAAGAGUAGGAACCCUGACUGAGCUUUAUCCCCUUUGAAUUAACACUGAGCUCUCUGAAUGCCCAGCCCAAUUAAGGUUAGUAAAUUUAGCAGACCAAGAAUGAAAGCUGGGGCACUUCCAACACAAUGGAAAGCUGGAAUACAAUUUCCAGACAGAUUAACUGUCAAGUAUGAGAUUUGAAGCAAAAAAUUAUUUUCCAUGAAAAAUACAUAUGACAUUAAAACACUUUCUCCCUCCAUUUUAACUGCAACAGCUAAUCUGGUAUAAACACCCAUUUAUAUUUAGGGAUGCAAUUGACCACAACUCUACAGCAUAGUUUGGGACUGGACAACCUGACUUUUGAAUAGGAUAUUUGGAAAGUUCUGGAACAGUAGUUUUAUUGGUAUUUGAGCCAGGUCUCAUCCUCUACUGUGCACCUAUUAGGCUUGCAAACUCCAAUGAGAUUGAACAAUAUACCAUUUAAGAAUGAAUACUUUAAGCUAUUGUGCUGAAGUUGUUAGAACGAAAAGGCACAAUGACCCAGGUAAAGUCCUGCUACAUCCCCAGACCAGCCUCCAACUUUCACUGCCAUGCAAGCUCUUCAGUUUGUUAACUGUGGCUGUAUCAAAACUUUACUCCUCAACAUCUAGGAACACCAGAAAUAAACACGUAAAUAAGAACUUUACCUUAGAUUCACAUCCUUUAAAAACAUUCUUAAUCUCAAGGUUUUAUAAUCUUUGUAAGCUCCAGAUCAGACCCACUGCACUGAUGCAUGUAUUUCUCAACUACUACGGCACAAUGCCCCUUUUCUGGUGGGACUAAAAGCAGAGAGGGCUUUAAAAUGGUUUAAAGUCAAAGGAAUGUUAACAGUUUGAUGUUUUGUCCCAGUAGUAUAUUAAAAAAAUAGAUCUUACCAGUCCAGAUUCUUUCAUCGCUGUAGUGGCAUUGCCAAAACAGAAGCUUUCAAGGUGGUCCUUUUCAUUGCCGAAGUUAUCCAACUCUUGAAAAUAAUACUUGGUCAAUUCAAUCAGUGGAACUGUUCCAGGACAUAAGGCAUUUCCCAGUCAGAACAGAAGCAACUCAACAUGUUAAAAAAAAAAGAGCAAACACGAGGAAAUCUGCAGGUGCUGGAAAUUCAAACAGCAACACACACAAAAUGGUGGUGGAACACAGUAGGCCAGACAGCAUCUAUAGGGAGAAGCGUUGUCGAAGUUUCGGGCCGAGACCCUUCGUCAGGACUAACCGAAAGGAAAGAUAG